UAAAGCCCUGUUUCUUUAAUUAAGUUCCUGUGUUUGUGUUGCCUGACUGCUUGGUCCCUCACAAUUGGUGGCAGCGGUGGGAUCAUUCAGUGGCAGGCACAGGGUUUUCUCUCUUUUUUUUUUAAUUUCUUUGUUUUUCCCCCGGUUCCCCUCCAUUGAGGAAAAAUGGUUCGUGGAGGAAGAAGUGGGAAAGACCAAGGAGCACUGGUGAGCUCACAGAUGCCGCAGGAGAGGCUAGCUGGGAGUGAAGAGGCUGACCAGGGAGCUUCCAGUGGUGCGGAUGGUAUAGAAGGUGAAGGAAAGGAGCCAACUCUGUCUGAUUUGAUGGCUGUUUUUCAAGCCCAUAUGGGGCAGCAGGAGGCCCGAGAAGAGAGGCAGAGGGAGAUCGCUGCAAGACAGGAACAACGGUUUAAAUCACUGCAACAUCAGUUUCAGCUAUUGCAGAUGGAAGUGCAGGCCCGGACCUCACCACCACCAGAUCCCCUACCAGCAGAUGAGCCCCUGGAUUUGGAGGAGCCUUAUCUCCCUCAGGCCCAAGAUGGGGCUAUGGCUAUAACCACUAAUCCAGCCAUGAGUGCGAAGCAUGUAGGUGGCCAAAAGUGGACUGGAUUUUUCAUUUAAUGCCGUUGCUGACUGGAAAAGCUAGAGGCGCAUAUGUGCAUAUGGAUGUGGAUGACGCCCUUGACUACGACAAGGUAAAAGGUGCCAUUUUUUCUAAGUAUGAAAUUAAUUCUGAGACCUAUAGACAGAGGUUCCGCUCCCUGGAGGUUUACCCUGAUGAACGUCCCAAGGAAUUGUAUGCAAGACUUAAGGAGCUUUAUGGGAAGUGGUUACAGCCGAAAGGUAAAACCAUUGCUGAGAUUGGUGAAAUUAUCAUAUUGGAGCAAUUCUUGAGAAUGUUGUCCCCUGAGCUACAGAUUUGGAUCCGGGAACAUGACCCUAGUUCGGGAAUGGAGGCUGCUAAGUUGGCUGAUGUGUUUGUGGCUGCCUGGAGGAAGGGACAGCCAUGGAGCUACACCUCAGGGAAGAUGGUAAAAGAGAGCCACAAACCUACCCAACAGCAGAGUCAGAAACUAGUGGCGGGUAAGCCACCUUUGUGGGAGAAUCAGGCAGCUACUAGGCCAUUAAGGCCUUUGGGUCACAAGCUAAUUUGUUACCUUUGUGGAAUAGAAGGACACACGAAACCUAUGUGUCCUAAAAAUUCAGCUAAGAUAACACAAAUGUGUGUGGUGCCGCGCCGUCAUGCUGAGUCUGAGCCCCAUAGGAGUAUGUCGGUUAAAGUAGUACAUACUGAAAUUAAUGGGACUGCUCUAAAGGCUUUGAUUGAUACAGGAAGUGAUCAGACCCUCGUCAACAGAAAGUUUGUUACGCCUAAUGUGGUUAACACCAGAGACACCAUUCCUAUCUGUUGUGUACAUGGGGAUGAGAAAAGAUAUCCAACAGCAGAUGUGUACAUAAAGGUAGAGGGUGUAAUUUACCUUGUGAACAUUGGGGUUGUUGAUAACCUACCUUAUCCAGCUGUGUUAGGUCGAGAUCUUCCGGUGAUUUUUGAUUUGUUGGAGUCAGACAGAAGGCGAAAAUGUAAUGUUGCUGUUACUAGAACACAGGCUAAAAGGUCCUUUGAGUGCCUGGAGGGACUCAGUGCUCUACCCUUCUACAAUGGUGAGUUGGAGAUCUUGCCCGGGAAGUCCCGGAAAACCCGUCGUCAGAGAAGAGUGGAGAAAUUCCAACACACAGUUGUGGAACCUCCAACCAACACUGAUCCAGAGUUAUUUUCAGGGUUCCAGGUGCCAGCCAAUGUGAUGGAUAUGCAGAGAACUGAUCCAUCUUUGAAAUCUCUUUUUAAGGAAGUAAAGGAGAAGGAGCCAGGAGUUGGACUGGAAUGCAUUGAGGGCUUUAUUUUGCAAAAGGGCAUUCUCUAUCGGCAGCAGGGGUCAGUGCGGCAGCUGGUGGUCCCCCAAGCA
Messenger RNA from Paramormyrops kingsleyae, 1964 nucleotides. The record is from RefSeq and is a predicted model, not a curated record. NCBI's taxonomy places the organism in Eukaryota, Metazoa, Chordata, Actinopteri, Osteoglossiformes, Mormyridae.